Aspergillus fumigatus Af293 is the source of this 744-nucleotide messenger RNA. Its product is annotated as putative alkaline lipase. The record is from RefSeq and is a predicted model, not a curated record. The transcript has 5 exons. Bases 1 to 744 code for a protein of 247 amino acids. Lineage: Eukaryota; Fungi; Ascomycota; Eurotiomycetes; Eurotiales; Aspergillaceae.
AUGGAUUCAUCCACUUUCGCAAACUCGCAGCGAGCGGCCGAGCUCUCCUCUGAGGCCAAUACAGGCUGCGUGGCUUCUGCUUUCGAUGUCACCAUCACCAAACAGAUCUAUAAUUUGGGUUAUAUCGGCUAUUCGAUGGCGAAGAAGUCCAUCGCAGUCGUCAUGAGAGGAUCGACCACGGCCACGGAUAUCCUCAACGACGUCGACACCAUCCAGGUCACCACGACCCUGGCUGGCGUUAGCUUGCCCUCCAGCGUCACCAUCAUGAACGGCGUGUACAGAUCCUGGGCCGCCGUCACGACGAAGUCAUCGCCGAUGACACUCGCUUGGUGGAGCCCUGACGCACGUAGAUGUCUUGUAUCGCUUUGGCGCAGAAGUUCCCAACUACGUCGCUCAGAAGCCAUGCGCUCGCGGCAUUUCCAAUUGGCAACCAGGCAUUUGCCGACUUUGGCACUACGCAGAACGGGAACGCGGAUUCGGGGAAACAAUGCGAAUGAUGGUGUUCCUAAUAUGUAUGUCACGACGCCGUAUAACUUUGCUCAUUAUGGAAUUUACUUUGGCCACUACAAAUGCUCUGGCGAGAGGGAUCCGCAGGGUGUGGAGUCUAGAUUCAUCUCAAGCGAUGUUGCGCUGUACAGAGCGCUUUGUCGCUUCACGGCGGAGGUAUUCGCUGGCUGGAAGAAUGAAGAUAGGGUACAUGGUUGUGAGGAGCAAGAGGGCGUGUUUCGCUUUGAUCUGAUCUGA